CCAUAUCAGUUCCAAUCUAUCUGAGUCACAAUCGGCUUCUGUACGCCACUGCAUCACGGCCUUUCCCUACGGCUAAUUAAUUACAAUUAUAGUCAUACCCAAUUCACGUUUUUCUGCCAAAAAGCUUGGACCCUUCUCCAUCUUCUUUUUCUACAUUCCACGCUUUUAGUCUCCCUUAAAUUCUGCAUUCAUCGCCGGUUGACACGUGCUAAUCAUCGCCGGUUGAUCGUGCAAAUCAUCGCCGUCGCCGGUGGUCAGAAGGAAGUAAAAAGAAAAUCAAAAUAAAAAACAAUUUGUUUCAAACGGUGCUUCCAAUUGAGCUCUAGAAGUUUCCAGGGUAUGGAUGGCAAAACUUGGUUAAAGGUCGCUAUUUUCCUAUGCUUGGUUGCCUUUUCAACUAGUAGAGAACUCAAUGUGAAGGCCAAAAACAAGCAUCAUGCAGCUAUUUACAAUCAUACGCUUGCCACCAUAUUAGUGGAAUAUGCUUCUGCUGUAUAUGUAUCAGAUUUGACAGAAUUAUUUACCUGGACAUGUUCAAGAUGUAAUGAUUUAACUAAGGGCUUUCAAAUUAUAGAGCUCAUUGUUGAUGUGCAACGAUGCCUACAGGCAUAUGUCGGGGUGGCACAGAAUCUUAAUGCCAUUGUUAUUGCAUUCAGAGGCACUCAGGAAAGCAGCCUACAGAAUUGGAUUGAAGAUCUAUACUGGAAGCAGCUUGAUAUAGAUUAUCCAGGAGUGGAAGGGGCAAUGGUGCGUGUGCAUCAUGGGUUUUAUUCUUCUUACCACAACACGACAAUCCGCCCAGGAGUUUUAAAUGCUGUCAAAAGGGCGAAAGAGUUGUAUGGAGAUAUUCAAAUUAUAGUGACCGGGCACUCAAUGGGAGGGGCUAUGGCUGCUUUCUGUGCCCUGGAUCUCAGGGUUCAUCUUGGAUGCCAAAAUAUUUCGGUUAUGACUUUUGGACAACCACGAAUUGGCAACGCUGCUUUUGCGUCCUACUAUAGUAAACGGGUGCCCAAUACAAUUCGUGUUACAAACGGUCAUGACAUUGUGCCUCAUUUGCCCCCUUACUAUCGUUAUUUCCCUCAGAAAACUUAUCGUCAUUUCCCUAGAGAGGUGUGGCUUUAUGAUCUUGGCUUUGGAAGUCUAGUUUAUACAGUUGAAAAGGUCUGUGAUAAUUCUGGGGAGGACCCUUCUUGCAGCAGGUCGGUGAGUGGUAACAGUAUUUCGGAUCAUUUAAGAUAUUAUGGUGUAAAAUUAGCAUGUGAUGUAUCAGCGGGAUGCAGAAUCGUGAUGGAUAAUGGCCUAGCGGCGUACCGCACAUUAGACAGCGACGGAAAUGUCAUCUUCUCCAGAGAUAUAUCUUCUUCUGUUUUGAGAAUGAAUGUGGAGUCUAGUGAGGAAGGGAGAUCAGUAUAGAGUUUCAUUGGGAUUACCACUUGACUCCCUAAAAUCUGGGAGAGUUGAAGCAGAGUUUCCCAACUUAAGGCUUAAAGUGGAAAUUGCUAAUUGUGCAGUUUUUUCCUUGGCUGGGGAGGACGUCAUGUAUAUAGUUCCUUUUCGUUAACUUUUUUAAUCUUUCUUUUUAUUAUUUUGUACAGCUCAUCCAUGUAAAUAAAAAGAGAUUUAAGUAUUACUAAUCAUAUUAUGAUAAUAUAUUCUGUUAAUUCUUUGAA
This is a messenger RNA of Nicotiana tabacum (common tobacco), 1670 nucleotides long. Its product is annotated as lipase-like. Gene Ontology annotation, biological process: lipid metabolic process. The record is from RefSeq and is a predicted model, not a curated record. Lineage: Eukaryota; Viridiplantae; Streptophyta; Magnoliopsida; Solanales; Solanaceae.